AUGAAGGAGAGACAACGUUGGCAACCAGAAGAAGAUGCUAUACUAAAAGCCUAUGUUAAACAAUAUGGUCCGAAAGAAUGGAACCUCAUCUCUCAACGUGUGGAAGCUAAUGGCAAAACCCUCAACCGAGACCCAAAAUCCUGCCUUGAACGCUGGAAAAACUACCUCAAGCCAGGCAUCAAGAAAGGAUCUUUAACCCCAGAAGAGCAAACCCUUGUCAUUUCUCUCCAAGCCAAGUACGGUAAUAAGUGGAAGAAGAUAGCUAGUGAAGUCCCUGGCCGCACAGCAAAGAGGCUAAGUAAGUGGUGGGAGGUUUUCAAAGAGAAGCAAUCAAAGUCCAAGUCUUUAUUGCACCACCAUCAUAAAACAGAAUACUCCAAUCAGCGCCAGCAACAAGAAGGGAAUAUUCCCGUGAUCGGAGAUAAAACGUCUGGACAGGGCAAAUACGACCACAUUUUGGAGACCUUUGCAGAGAAAUACGUGCAACCGAAGAUCUUUAAUCAGUUUCAAUCUUUUACUCCGACUUUAUCCACUAUGAUGCCUCCAAUGCCCGAUCCUGACCCGGUUCUUUCACUCGGGUCUGUUUGGAUGAACCCGGGUUCAAAUCUAUCAUCUUCAACUAGUACCACUGUUUCAGCUGCUCCAUCACCUUCUGUGAGCCUGUCACUAUCUCCUUCUGAUCCCGGUUUGGACCCGGAUUUGACGCGAUUCAUGCCGGGUCAUCAAAUGGGCACUCUGGUUCAGUAUUGUAAGGAGCUUGAGGAGGGAAGGCAAAACUGGCUGCAACAUAAAAAGGAGGCAACAUGGAGGCUUAGUAGACUAGAGCAGCAGUUAGAGUCAGAGAAAGCAAGGAAAAGAAGGGAGAAAAUGGAGGAGAUAGAGGCAAAGAUAAGGAGUUUGAGAGAGGAAGAGGUGAAUUUUAUGAGUAAGAUUGAGAGUGAGCGUAAAGAGCAGUUAAGUGCAUUGCAUAGAGAUGCUGAGAGCAAAGACGCAAAGCUCGUGGAAGCUUGGUGUAGCAAACAUGUCAAGUUUGUCAAGCUUGUUGAGCAAAUUGGGUUACAUUUUGGUGGUGGCGGCGGCGGCGGCUGUCAUGGGGUUUAA
This is a messenger RNA of Dovyalis caffra, 1101 nucleotides long. The record is from the annotation of a GenBank genome assembly. NCBI's taxonomy places the organism in Eukaryota, Viridiplantae, Streptophyta, Magnoliopsida, Malpighiales, Salicaceae.